AUGAGAAGACCAUUUACUGGCCGGAGGAUAGGUCAUACAAGAUGACCAUUAAUUUCAGAAACAAGACAGAUAAGGGAUAUUGGUAUGAAACCAACGACUUCUCAGCUGCGGAACAUGGGGGUACCCAUCUGGAUGCCCCCGCUCAUUUCUCCAAGGGCAAAUGGCGUGUGAGUGAUAUACCACCGGAACGGUUCAUUGCCGAGGGUGUAGUCAUUGAUAUUAAGGACAAGGCAAAGAAGAGUGCAGUGGCGCAGCUCACCAUCGACGACAUCAGUGCCUGGGAGAAGAGGAAUGGGAAUAUACCGAGAGGCUCCAUCGUCUUUAUGAACUCUGGCUGGCAGUCCCGCUGGCCAAACAAGACGGAGUACCUUGGAACCGCAACAAAUGAUAUCACUAAACUCAGGUUUCCUGGCUUUCACCCAAAUGCAGCCAAGUGGCUUGUCACGAAUCGAGACAUCGUGGGCGUCGGCGUUGACACUGCGUCAGUCGAUUUUGGACCAUCACAGGACUUUACAGUACACAUCACGCUUUCAGACCAUAGUCUGUAUAUUAUAGAAAACGUUGCCAACUUGGAUAUGAUUCCAGUGAAAGGUGCGACCAUCUAUGCCCUGCCCAUGAAGAUAGCAGGCGGAAGUGGGGCUCCUUGUCGCAUUUUCGCCACCUGGAAUUACACCAUCUCUGUCAAAGACUCAAUUUUGGAACAGAAAAAAACUGAACUUUAA
Lineus longissimus is the source of this 722-nucleotide messenger RNA. RefSeq names its product isatin hydrolase-like. NCBI's taxonomy places the organism in Eukaryota, Metazoa, Nemertea, Pilidiophora, Heteronemertea, Lineidae. Gene Ontology annotation, molecular function: arylformamidase activity. The record is from RefSeq and is a predicted model, not a curated record. The coding region runs from base 42 to 722 and encodes 226 amino acids. The transcript is spliced from 2 exons.